This is a messenger RNA of Synchiropus splendidus (mandarinfish), 3768 nucleotides long. It is a transcript of the gene eya1, whose product is annotated as EYA transcriptional coactivator and phosphatase 1. The coding region runs from base 404 to 2233 and encodes 609 amino acids. Gene Ontology annotation, cellular component: nucleus. The record is from RefSeq and is a predicted model, not a curated record. The transcript has 18 exons. Lineage: Eukaryota; Metazoa; Chordata; Actinopteri; Syngnathiformes; Callionymidae. Gene Ontology annotation, molecular function: protein tyrosine phosphatase activity. Gene Ontology annotation, biological process: positive regulation of DNA repair; cell differentiation; negative regulation of extrinsic apoptotic signaling pathway in absence of ligand.
AACCCCCAUUCCUGCUUACCUUGGCUAAACAGCUUUGCAUGUUGAUUGGGGGAGGGCUAAUCCAGUUUGCAGCUGUCGUAGACCAAUGAUGAAUCACCUUUCCGUCAUUUGGCAGCGGCUCCUCUUAGCUCUGGCAGGAGGGAGGACCUGGAGGAGAAAACAACGGCGGAGCGCAGCGGCAACUGGGACAGAGACAAUGUGGACCUCUGUUCGCUUUUUGCGAUCCCACUCUUCCCAUUCUGCUCCAGAAAAACAAUAAUGUUGUGUGGUGGAUGGCUCCGGACUGUGGCGGCCAGCGGCAAUAACAAGGAGUGACAUUGUUUUCUCGUGGGGCAGGUGGAGGCAGAAUAACGGAGGGAGUGUGAGAGUUUGAGAGGACUGAGAGCCAGACAGGUUCAGGUCUAUGGAAAUGCAGGAUCUAGCGAGUCCUCACAGCCGAGUUAGUGGAAGCAGUGAAUCUCCGAAUGGUCCCAGCCUUGACAACUCUCACAUCAAUAACAAUUCCAUGACACCCAAUGGCACUGAAGGUGAUAACAUCACAAUGCUUACCACUGCAGACUGGUUGUUAGGUUCUAACUCACAGUCGGCUGCAGUUAAAACCGAGCCAAUGAGCAGCAGCGAAAUCAUCUCCUCAGUUGCAGACACUUCUCUAGAUAGCUUCACAGGAUCAGCUAUUGGAACCAGUGGCUUCAGCCCAAGACAAACUCACCAGUUCUCUCCACAGAUUUACCCUUCCAACAGAACAUAUCCGCAUAUCCUCCCUACCCCUUCAUCCCAAAAUAUGGCUGCCUAUGGGCAGACGCAGUACACCACAGGAAUGCAGCAGGCCGCAGCUUAUGCCAGCUACCCCCAGCCUGGACAGCCCUACGGCAUCCCAGCAUACGGCAUCAAGACAGAAGGGGGCCUGAGUCAGUCCCAGUCUCCGGGACAGACGGGCUUCUUGAGCUACAGCUCUGGCUUCACCACGCCGCAGACGGGCCAAGCUCCAUACAGCUACCAGAUGCAGGGUGGAAGUUUCACGACAACGUCCGGUUUGUACGCUGGCAACAACUCGCUGACCAACUCCACGGGGUUCAACAGCACACAGCAGGAGUACCCCAGUUAUCCAGCCUUUGGCCAGGGUCAGUAUGCGCAGUAUUACAACAGUUCACCCUAUACGUCACCCUACAUGACAAGUAACAACACCAGCCCCAGCACGCCGUCCACCACCACCACCUACACCCUCCAGGAGCCACCUGCUGCCAUCACUAGCCAGGCGCUCACAGAAAACCCCGCAGGAGAGUACAGUACAAUCCACAGUCCAUCAACCCCUAUUAAAGAUUCAGAUUCGGAUCGAUUGCGCCGAGCCUCGGAUGGAAAGUCACGUGGCCGGGGGAGACGGAACAACAACCCAUCACCGCCGCCCGACUCCGACCUUGAGCGAGUAUUCAUCUGGGACCUGGAUGAAACAAUCAUCGUUUUCCAUUCCUUGCUCACGGGUUCUUACGCCAACAGAUAUGGACGGGACCCGCCCACAUCUGUGUCGCUAGGUCUGAGGAUGGAAGAAAUGAUCUUCAAUUUGGCCGACACGCAUUUAUUCUUCAACGACUUAGAGGAAUGUGACCAGGUGCAUAUCGACGACGUGUCGUCUGAUGACAACGGUCAGGAUCUAAGUACGUACAACUUCGGUGCUGACGGUUUCCACGCGGCAGCCACCAGUGCCAACUUGUGUUUGGCCACAGGUGUGCGGGGAGGAGUGGACUGGAUGAGAAAGCUGGCUUUCCGCUACAGACGAGUAAAAGAAAUCUACACCACCUACAAAAAUAACGUCGGAGGUCUUCUGGGCCCGGCCAAGAGGGAAGCCUGGUUGCAAUUGAGAGCAGAAAUUGAAGCCUUGACGGACUCCUGGUUAACACUGGCACUGAAAGCACUAACAUUAAUCCACUCAAGGUCAAACUGUGUGAAUAUCCUGGUGACCACCACGCAGCUCAUCCCUGCGCUGGCUAAAGUCCUCCUCUACGGCCUCGGCAUCGUGUUUCCCAUCGAGAACAUAUACAGUGCAACCAAAAUAGGGAAAGAAAGCUGCUUUGAGAGAGUGAUUCAAAGGUUCGGGAGGAAAGUUGUUUACAUUGUCGUCGGCGACGGCGUGGAAGAGGAACAAGGCUCUAAAAAGCACAACAUGCCCUUCUGGAGGAUCUCCAGCCAUUCGGACCUCAUGGCUCUGCACCAUGCCCUCGACCUGGAGUACUUGUAGCACCGCGGCCCCGUAGCAAAGCCUGCUUCGCCACAGCACAUCCUGCGAUCUUUCUCCUUUGCCCUCCAGCGCAACCAAGACACCAGAGACAACCUGCCCUGUGCUACCUGGCAUCUGUCUUCCAGGAGAGAACGGAGGGAGAAAGGCUCAGCAGAAGUGCGGCCACACAUUUUGUCUUAACUCAAAACUUUAUUUUCUUGAAGCGAAGACGGACAAUGAAUAUCCCGCAGCUGCUCGCCAGGUUACUGUGAAUUGGCUGCUUUUUUUCUGAGCUGUCAAGGCGUUUGAGGGCCCUGAGCUGGUGCUGGAGCUCGUGUCAGGGUUCACGCCUGGGAGGAGCGCAGAGCUCCCGGACUCCACUCACGACUACUGGCGGUGACUCUUCAGCGACCUCGCUCCUCAAUUGUCCGGCUUCCUUCUCGUCUCUGGUCCGUGAUGCGACGACCCCCCACCCCCCUCGAUGCUUGUUGUUGUCUCCUACUUUUCUUAUUUAAAAAGACUUUGUGAGUGCUGCGGCACUAUAAGAAGGUACCUCAGCGAUAAAGACUUGUGCCUUUACAAAGUGAUUUCCACCAAGCGAGACGUUUAUGGAAUAAACAAAACAGUGGGAUUUUCUAAUAAUUUAAGGAAAUACAAAACUUUAUAUACAAUACUUAGACAAUCAUGUACAGAGGAGAUUUUUGUGUGUGUAAGUUUGUAAUCACUGGACUAUUCCUAUAUUCAUUAAGGUCAAUUCUCUCAACAGCAGCAUUUUUGGUGGAGCAAAAGAAAAACACAUGGCUUUGUGUGACGCCCUCAAGUGUUCUGUUCAGUGAACGUGUAGAUAACUGUUUCUGUCAAGACCAAAAGCAUGGAUGUCACGUGUCAAUGAGCUUUCAUUUCACCAGCUCGCACUCGUGCCCCCCACAGAACUCUCCGAGUUAAAGCAGUCCAAAUGGCCAGUUAUGCGACGCAGACAAGCUCGCCUCUUGUACAGCAACAUUUUGUAUAAUAGCGUUUCUGUCGGCCCAACACCCCAUUUUGUUUAUUUAUUAGAUAGUUGAAACACAUGAAGGCCUUCUCGUGGUGUGUCUCCAUUUGUGGAUGGGGAAACCAUGAUUGCUGGUGAGAGAAAAGCCACUAACAACACAGGAUUUGUGAACAUACAGGACAUGUGCUAUCGACUGUGAAUUUCUUAAACAGAAACCAAAUGGUGUUUCUGAUUUUCCCUCUCACACAUGUCAGCCUUUUACAUUUCAAUGGCCCCCGCGGCCCCUCCUCAGCCGUCCCUGUCUCCUACCAUAGUGUGUGAUCUUAACCCCACAUCUCCCCCCUGCUCACCGGAGUAUCUGCGUACUGCUGCUAGAUCAAGGUAGGCAAAUAGGACAAUUUUUUUAUAGAUUCAUACGGCAAGCUUUUUUUUUUUUAUGUCGCGUUCAUACAUGCAAACUGGAAAUACUUUACAUUACGCGGGCCUCAUUGUGAAACAGAUUGUUGUGUCUACAAAAUAUGUGUACAGAUGUUUUUGACAAUAUUAUUUGAUUGUGUUUAAAUUA